Molecule: messenger RNA, 1434 nt
Organism: Penicillium angulare
Lineage: Eukaryota; Fungi; Ascomycota; Eurotiomycetes; Eurotiales; Aspergillaceae
Exons: 4
Coding region: 1-1434 (477 amino acids)
Biological process (GO): transmembrane transport
Cellular component (GO): membrane
Molecular function (GO): transmembrane transporter activity
Source: RefSeq, a predicted model, not a curated record
AUGGAUGCGCUCGAAGACAGUGAGGCGCGCCCGCUAUUGUCUGAGAACGCCAGUAUUCACAACACUACAACUUCGAAAAACCGGAAAAGCCGGAAAAGAUUCAUUGUUCUGCUUGUGAGCGCCAUCUUCAUCUUAGCUGCCGAUUUUGGAUCAAAUCUCUCUGUGGCUCCUCAGACUGCGAUCUUUGAACAAAUUAUCUGCCAAAAAUACUCCGAACUUAGUGGCCCACUGAACACGACCCACAUCGCAUCCGAUGCGGUAAAUCCGUGCAAAUCGGAGACAGUGCAAGGCGAACUCGCGCUGAUCCUGGGCUACAAAGAUGGAUUGGAUGUCUUGCCGAGCAUAUGGUCAGCUGUGUUGCCCCUGCGCCUAGUCUGGUUAAGUUCAAUAUGGAAAAUCAUCGGCGGAGGCGAUCAAGUAAUGGCAUCGGUCGCUUGUGUGACGGUUGCAGAUAUUUUCCCCGAAGAAGAGAUGUCGACGGCGCUUUUCAGUCUCAUGUCAUGGGCGCUUGUUGCCGAUAUUCUGGCCUCUCCAACCAGUGCAUACCUAAUGACAUAUGAUCCUUGGAUCCCCUAUAUACUGGGGUUUAUCAUACUGUUGAUCGGAUGCCUUGCAAUUCUAUUUCUCCCGGAAACGCUUGAAGACGCUCAAGCAAAGAAGGCUGAUGCUCAAAGAAGAAGAAGCGAUACAUCAGUAGAGCUGAAUGAGCCUUCCAUUAAAAUGUCAACAUCCCAGCUUUUUGCACGCCACAUUCAUGAAUUCAAAGAAGCGACACAAUUCAUGUGGAAGGAAAGCAAUACUAUGUGGAUGAUUCUCAUUGCAUUUGUCGCCAUGAUCAGUAGACAAAGCACAAAUAUCCUCCUACAAUACGCGUCUAAGAGAUUUAAUUGGAGCCUCGCAAAGGCCAGUCUUUUAAUCUCACUCCGUGGAAGUGUCUGUCUUUUCAGUUUCCUAGUAAUGAUGCCUGUCCUAACCUGGAUGGUGGGCAAAUACUUCAACCUCCACGGCAAACGCCGAGACCUCCUCUUCAGCCAGGGUACAGGAAUACUAUGCAUUAUCGGCUUCCUAGUAGUUGGGCUGGCUCCCAACCCUGAAAUUUUAAUUGGCGGAUUGACCAUUGCGUCACUGGGCUCUGCUUUCGCGAUCAACACCCGCAGCCUGGCCACGUUGCUCGUGAUGCCCGACCACGUCGGCACAUUGUAUUCAGCCAUUGCGAUCUCCCAAUCAAUGGGGACCUUCGUUGCCGGUCCCCUGUUCGCUUACCUGUUCCGAAUCGGAAUGCAUUUUGGUGGAUUCUGGCUGGGUCUACCGUUCCUGCAGGCAAGUGUGUUCUUUUUAAUCGCCACAGCAGCUCUCUGGCGAAUCAAAGUCAACCGGGAACUCCCAGGCAUGAGACAAGUAAGCGCAGAGGAACGCGUGCCCCUGAUGUCUUAA